AUGAGCUGUACCAACCUCGCGGGCGAUCUGGCACCGUUCUGCGAGCCGGCCAACAACACAGAAGUCGGGCCCGGUGACAAACUUAUCAUCCGCUGGGACCCGUCCUUCUUCGGCAACGCCAGCACGCUUGUGCAGAUACAGGCCGACUUUGGCCCGGCCGCGGGCGACGACCCGACGCCGCUCGCCGACGUGGGCUUCACGUCCAACUCGCUGCGCGCCGCGACCGGUUCCUACCAGUGGGUCGUUUCGGACUCCAUACUCAACUCCACCGCCGCCGACGCGGGCGGUAUCAGCGCUCAGCUCUAUAUCGUCGCCGCCGCCGCCGAUGGCGGCGUAGAGAACAGGACACUGGGACCGCUGGUGAGGGUGUUGCCCACGGAGUCCGGUGGUGGUGAGAGUGGCAGUGGUAGUGCCGGGCCGAAUCUGGUCGCAAUUAUUGUCCCUGUUGUGCUGGGGGUCUUGUUGCUGAUGGCUGUUGUCGGGUACUUGUUCAUGAAGAGGCGCAAUCCGGGGUGGAAGCUGAGAAGUGUUUUCGGUAUAGGGAAGGGCAUUGGGUAUGGCAGUAGGAAGAGCCGGGCUGAGAGGGCGAUCGAUACCGGCGGGGUGGCGGGUAAUGGGGUCCAGAUGGGCGACUUGGGAAUCAGUGGUCCAACGAGUGGGAGAAACGUGUUCAGGGAAGAAAUGAGGCGGCAGGAGGAGGCAAGGGUCUAG
Molecule: messenger RNA, 711 nt
Organism: Truncatella angustata
Lineage: Eukaryota; Fungi; Ascomycota; Sordariomycetes; Amphisphaeriales; Sporocadaceae
Exons: 2
Coding region: 1-711 (236 amino acids)
Source: RefSeq, a predicted model, not a curated record